AUGGCCUUCCCCGAACCAAAACUACUCCGCGGCAACGACCCAUCCGACGUAUCCUUCGCCAGCGAAACCUACUCCCUAACCAGCGAACAAAUCCACACCCUCCAAUCGCGUAGCGCAUCCGCGAAAUCCACCGCUACUGGAGCAUAUAUCGAUGGCGCGAAUGUAGAAAAUGCAGCGUAUCCGGUGGGAACCUGUGCGGAGAGAGUUGCGUUUGGGAAGGCGAUUACGGAGGGGCAGAGAGGGUUUCGGGCGAUUGGGGUGGCGACGGAUAUUAGUCCGCCGGCGAGUCCGUGUGGGAUGUGUAGACAGUUUAUCCGUGAAUUCUGCGAGCUGGAUAUGCCAAUUUUUAUGUUUGACAAGAAUGGGGAUUUUAUGGUUGCGAGGUUAGGAGAGCUCCUACCAUUAUCUUUUGGACCAGAAGCACUACCACCGAGGGAAAAAUUGGCUGAGAUUGAGAGGUGA
Messenger RNA from Botrytis fragariae, 462 nucleotides. Its product is annotated as putative cytidine deaminase protein. Gene Ontology annotation, cellular component: cytosol. The transcript is spliced from 4 exons. Gene Ontology annotation, molecular function: cytidine deaminase activity; zinc ion binding. Lineage: Eukaryota; Fungi; Ascomycota; Leotiomycetes; Helotiales; Sclerotiniaceae. The record is from RefSeq and is a predicted model, not a curated record. The coding region runs from base 1 to 462 and encodes 153 amino acids.